AUGGCACAUCGCAUUCCGACAAUAAUCAAUGGGAAGGCGUCCAUCGUUAGCAUUCCAUCGGUUACAAAACCUAGUCGUAAGACCUUUGGGUUGACCAAACCUCUCAAUGUGGCGCUUCCAACUCCAGCGGACCUUCAAAAGUCCGACGAAUUAUACGAAACGUUGAGGUCACGCAAUUCGAUGGAGAAUUAUGCAGAGCUGAGCCAUCGUGAGACAGUGCUGGCUAAAAUUGACGCACUGGUUGAGCAGUGGGUGCACGACUUGUCGAUUUCGAGAGGUAUGGCUUCUGACCAAGCGAGGAAUCUUGGGGGACGAAUAUACCCCUUUGGUUCGUAUCGACUGGGUGUUCACGAUAAGGGUUCCGAUAUGGACUUACUGUGUGUCGUUCCACGCAACAUUGCCCGUACAGACUUCUUCAGUUCUUUUCUGCAUCUUCUCAAAACACACCCGGAGGCAACUAGUUGUCUAACAGUGCAAGAAGCUUAUGUGCCUGUAAUAAAAACAAAGUUUGACGGGUUGGAUAUAGACCUACUGUUCGCGCGCUUGGCUCUUGCGCGAAUUCCCCGUGAUCUCAACCUACGCGAAGGGAUGCAGCUCAAAAAUUUGGAUGAACAAUCAGUGCGAAGUGUGAAUGGCUACAAGAUAAACGAGGAGUUGUUGGAUCUUGUGCCCAACGUCGAAACCUUCCAACUGGCUCUACGAGCUAUCAAACUGUGGGCAAAACCUAACGGAGUCUACUCAAAUAUACUAGGGUAUUUCGGAGGAGUAUCCUGUGCUAUACUCGUGGCAAGGGUCUGCCAAUUAUAUCCCAAUGCGGCUGCAGCUACAAUCGUGAAUAAAUUCUUUCUAAUAUACUCCAACUGGAACUGGCCCCAGCCAGUCCUGCUGAACAAACCCGACGAUCUCAAACUCGGGUUUCCGGAAUGGAACUCCAAUCCACGUGCUGGACAACAUUUAAUGCCAAUCAUCACUCCAGUCUAUCCACAACAGAACUCCGUAUACAAUGUGUCUCAAUCGACAAUCACAAUUAUCAGAGAGGCGCUCAUGCAAGGGUUCAAGGUAACCGAGAAUAUCAUGGUAGACAAGGCUAGCUGGAGUGAUCUGUUCAGAGGCCCUAGCUUUUUCAUGAAAUAUCAGCACUUUUUGGUGGUGAUGGCGAGUUCGACGAACCCCAGCGACCAACUGAUGUGGUGCGGACUCGUGCAAUCCAGACUCGUGCAAUGGCGUUUUAGAAGACAUUUUAAACAAAGUAUUUGGUAUGCUUCAAACCUUUCCAUAUAA
Toxorhynchites rutilus septentrionalis is the source of this 1281-nucleotide messenger RNA. Its product is annotated as poly(A) polymerase type 3-like. The record is from RefSeq and is a predicted model, not a curated record. Gene Ontology annotation, cellular component: nucleus. Lineage: Eukaryota; Metazoa; Arthropoda; Insecta; Diptera; Culicidae. Gene Ontology annotation, molecular function: RNA binding; poly(A) RNA polymerase activity. The transcript has a single exon. Bases 1 to 1281 code for a protein of 426 amino acids.